UUUCAGAAUACAGCUCUGACAAUCCAUAUAGAAGUCUAGAUUCCAUUUUCUCUCUCUUUCUUUCCACAGUUCGGAGAGAGAGAAAGAGCCAGUUUUUGUCUCUUUUUCACUGUUUGGAGAGAAAGAAGAGCUGGUUUCACUGUUCUGUUUCGGGAUUUUCUCUCUCUACAUUUUAUCCAAUAUUCCAUCUCUGCCAAUCACCUUCCUUAAUCACUUUCUCUCUCUGCAUUGACCCAUUAAUCUCCAUUUUUUCUCCCCUUAUACUUGCUGGGUUUUGUUGGGUCUUUGUUCCAAAAAGGCCAUAGAUACGGUGGUUGUAAACUUGUGAUCUUCAAAACCCAAAAGGAAGUCUGUAAUUCUGCGGUUUUAUUUGAUACGAUGACAGUUGAACCGAGGGUUGAAGACCCAAAUGAUCAAUUUCCGAUUGGUAUGCGGGUUCUCGCCGUUGAUGAUGACCCUACCUGUCUUAGGCUCUUGGACACUCUGCUUCGUCGAUGCCAGUACCAUGUUACGACAACUAGUCAGGCAAUCACAGCAUUGAAGAUGCUGAGAGAAAACAAAAACCAGUUUGAUUUGGUUAUCAGUGAUGUGCAUAUGCCUGAUAUGGACGGUUUCAAGCUGCUUGAGCUUGUGGGGCUUGAGAUGGACCUACCUGUAAUAAUGCUAUCGGCAAAUGAUGACCCGAAGCUUGUGAUGAAGGGAAUUACCCAUGGGGCUUGUGAUUAUUUGCUGAAACCUGUUCGAAUUGAGCAGCUAAAGAACAUAUGGCAACAUGUAAUCAGGAGAAGGAGGUUUGAUCCUAGGGACCAGAAUAAUUCUGACAGUCGAGACAAGCGUCAAGGACCUGGUGAAGGAGGACAAGGGUCCAGUGAACCAGGGAAUCCUGAUCAUGGGAAGCUUAAUAAAAAGCGGAAGGACCAGAAUGAAGAUGACGAUGAGGAAAAUGAUGAGAAUGGACAUGAUAAUGAGGACCCAUCAAGUCAGAAGAAGCCUCGUGUUGUUUGGUCUGUAGAGCUGCAUCGCAAAUUUGUUGCAGCUGUUAAUCAGUUGGGCAUUGACAGGGCUGUACCUAAAAAGAUAUUAGAUUUGAUGAAUGUUGAGAAGCUUACAAGAGAAAAUGUAGCAAGCCAUCUCCAGAAAUAUAGGCUUUACCUAAAAAGGAUCAGCUGUGUGGCAAAUCAGCAAGCUAAUAUGGUUGCAGCCUUGGGCAGUACAGAUUCUACCUAUUUGCAUUCACUUAAUGGCCUUGGAAAUUUCUACAAUUUGUCUGGAUCUGGGCAGUUGCCAAACUCUACUUUCAGAUCCUUCCCACCUAGUGGAAUGCUCGGUAGAUUGAACACUCCUUCUGGUAUGGGUAUGCAUUGCCUUUCUUCUUCAGAGAUGGUUCAACUGGGACAUUUGCAAAACUCAAGCAAUCCUAUUAACAGUGGGGGUAAAUUCCAGCCGGUGUUACUACCUGGAAACCAAAAUGGUAUUAUACUUCAAGGGAUGCCAAUGUCCUUAGAACUUGAGCAAUUGCAACAUAAUAAAGGCAUCAUCCGUGUUGGAGAGCUCUCUACUACUAUUGGGGAUUCAACUGUUUUCCCUGCUUCAAGUGGCUUCCCAGAUACAAAAAUGACUUCCAGUAGGUCAUCCAGCUCUCUUCUUGUUGCUGCAAACAGUCCCUUAAUGUUACAAGGACACUCCCAAGAGAACCAAAGAAGAGGAGGGUUGAGAAAUCAAAAUUCUGCUACAUUGUUAAACGCAGAGCUUCCUUCUUCAUUUCCAGAUCAUGGUAGAUGUAAUGACAACUGGUCAACUGCUGUUCAGCCAUCUGCGAUCCAAUCAAGUUCUUUUCCAUUAAGUGACUGCUUUAAACAGGCUACUUUGCAUCCUAGUAACUUGAGAGACAAUAUCUCUUCAGUGACCCUGCAAAGUGGGACUAAUCUACGUGAUGUUUCUUGUGUCACUUCAAUGCCUCCUCCACUGCCAGAUUCAAGAACAGAUUUAGAAUGUCAAGCAAUGACAAUCAGUAGUAAUUCUGUAAAAAUUAUGAAUUAUUCCCCAAAAGUGUGGGAUGACCAUAAACACAAGCUCUCUCACCAUUCAAGUCUCGGAUGCAGCUCAGCAAACUCUUUGAUCCCUGCUCCUGGAGUAAUGGGUACAUUUGACCAGGGUUUGGACCUGAAAAACACAAUAUCUGACAGAAAUAUGGAUUUCAAUUUGAUGGGGGAGUCGAAUUUUGUCAAUCCCUUGCCCAUGCAGCAGAAUGCAGUUGAGGAAUCAGCUUCAGAUACAGCAUUGCAGUUGAAGCAAGGUUGCACCUUGGGGCAAAGAAAACCACAAAGCAGCUAUGCUUCUAAUAAUGUUGGUUCCUUGGAAGAUCUAGUGAGUGCAAUGAUGAAACAGGAACAGGACAAGACGACAUUGAUGGAAGGAGACUUAGGAUAUGAUGCUUAUUCCCUUGGGACGUGUCUAUGAAGUAGAUGUUGGUGCAACAAAAGUGGUGCCAUCUUUGAUGAAUUAGCCUCAUCGCUCAUGUAAUUUUAUACUGAAUUUGUCUAAUGUAAUAACUUCUGAAUUUAUGAAAAUCAUUAUAUAGUACUUGCAAUUGCUACUUG
Messenger RNA from Vitis vinifera (wine grape), 2600 nucleotides. Its product is annotated as two-component response regulator ARR12. Gene Ontology annotation, molecular function: DNA binding; DNA-binding transcription factor activity. NCBI's taxonomy places the organism in Eukaryota, Viridiplantae, Streptophyta, Magnoliopsida, Vitales, Vitaceae. The record is from RefSeq and is a predicted model, not a curated record. The coding region runs from base 379 to 2460 and encodes 693 amino acids. The transcript is spliced from 6 exons. Gene Ontology annotation, biological process: cytokinin-activated signaling pathway; phosphorelay signal transduction system.